Molecule: messenger RNA, 2253 nt
Organism: Cordyceps fumosorosea ARSEF 2679
Lineage: Eukaryota; Fungi; Ascomycota; Sordariomycetes; Hypocreales; Cordycipitaceae
Exons: 4
Coding region: 1-2253 (750 amino acids)
Source: RefSeq, a predicted model, not a curated record
AUGGUGAGGGAACAGCGCGGCCUCCCUGCCGCGGUGGUUGGCGGCCCAAAGGAACGGCACAUGAGGCAGAGCAGGCCCCAGUUCGACUGCUCUGCGCCUGUGCCCGAGAACUUUGCGGCGAGGCCUCUCGUGCCAAAGUCCAAGCAUCACACGUAUUUUGAGUUUGUCGCCAACGAGAACAAGAAGAAGAAGCUUGAAUAUGAGACCACAAUCAAGAGAACGCCGCCCGCAGGAUUCGAGUUUGUCCCCAUAGGCAACCCCGACCUGACCACGGCCUGCAAGGAAAUAUCUCGAGAAAAGGAUGCCAUGAUCUUCAUCGUCUCCAACGCCAAGGCAGCUCCCGGGACUACCAUCUCCGGCCAGGUUCACCGCGUCGGUCACCAUAUCAGAGCAAUGAUUGUUGAGGAGGCCAGGGCCAAGCUGGGCCACGUUCCCCAGCUGCCCGCCGUCACCACAACCAACGGAGCACCCGAGCCCAUUCCCGACUCGCAGGAAGUCUAUCACGCACAGGCUGACGCUGCUCUCAGAGAUUUGUUUCCUCGCAUCCCCAACACUGAUCGCCAAAUCAUUAUUGAUCAUUCCUUUACCCGAGUUCGUUUCCCGCCUCCUCGCCUGUCCCUCGCUAAUCGUCAUAUCCAGAGUGUUUCCAGCAAAGGCUCCGGCUCCGGGCCCGUCGGCCUUUCUAAGGACAUAUCCUUGGCUAGAAGAGUGCAGUUGGCCGUCCUGGCCCAUAUACGCCAUAACCACACUCCGUAUGAUCAGUACCUCAAGGAGGUGUCCUGGGAGAAUGCUCGCAAACUCGUGGAACAGCGUUGCCUGGAUACCCUUGUCCAGUGGCGAGGUGACGAGGAAACUGGCCGUGAUCAGCUGGAUGAAAUUCUCCGCGAAGUAGUCGUCAUCUCAGACUCUGAAACUGGAGACUCGGAUGAUGAGUCGACGGAUGCUACCUCGGCCGAGGAGCCAGACGUGGAACCCACCGCUGCCGGACCAGCAAGCCCAAGGCUCCCUCUGCCACAGCCCGGAUUGGAUAUCACCAUGGAGCAAAGUGGCCAACCCGGGCGUCCCGCUGGACAUGUACAAUCCCCUGACCCUAACCAACAAGGAUCCAAAUCUCAGAGGCGGAAUCAGCGGGGAUUUAAGCGAUACCGUGCCUGGGAAGAAGCCAUCCGGCGAAAUAGAGAGCUUCGGGGCUCUUCCUCUUCCACGGCCAUGGAGACCGAUCCUGGUCCCUACCCAACCUACGCUCGGCAGCAACCGCUGCACUCUGCCCCAAUCAUGCUGCCAAUUCACCGGCCACCAUUUGGAGGAUCAGCCGCUUCGCGGUCCCUCACGCCCCCGUCCCAUGAUGUACCACUUCCCUCGAUAGAGCCAACAUCACCCAUGCAGCCAUCAUUUGUGCGUCGCAUACCUCCUCAACGCCCCAUGGAUAAUCAGCACCCAGAAGCCUGGAAUCAGCCUCCGUUCCAAACCAGCGUACCGCCUGGAAGGAGUGCUCCGUUCAUCGUCACAUCCGGCCCCGCAUCGCAGUACUCGGUGGCGCCUCCGCAGGCGCCUCCCUACCCGUACCAGCCACCGUACGGGACAGAAGUAUAUCUCCAUGCAAGGCAAGUAAAUGACGCGCAACCUCCCGGAUCUAAUGGCCAUUUUCAGGCAGAGCUUUGGCAAGCACAAGCACAAGCACAGGUUCCCACCCCUGCUCACAGGAUUAUUAUGGAUGUCAACCGGCCAGGAGAGCGCUCCAACCCCAUCGUUAUGGAGGAUAGGGGAGGAUUCUACGAGCGCGUCACCCAGCCGGAAGAACCCAUACAUAUUCGGGAAGUGCGUCGCUGGUCUCGGCCCCCAGAGCCAUAUGGAAACCGCUACUUUCCUCUCCGCCGCGAGAGUCCGAUGGUGCAAGACCACGAGAUGGAUGGUGGUGUCGAAUUGUAUCCUGUUUCGCGGGAAACCGCCCAUGCAGUGCUUCCAUGGAGACCUCCGUACCAGACUCCCUUACAGCAGGCUCCCCUAGCCGCAUCUGACCACCGAGACCACGGUGCGAUCCAUAUCCGGGCCGUAUCGCAGUCCCCAUCCCACGCCGAGCACCAAGGGCUAUUCUCAUUACCUCGUAGGGACCAAAACCAAAGCAGCUGGGGCACCGCCAGAGACAGCCAGUACGGACACGGACAGGCUCGAGGACACGGGUACCGGUCACCGCCAAUCCAGGCAUCGCCGCGCCGGCAUGGGCCACGAGGGAACGUGAUUGUUCUCGACUAA